Messenger RNA from Paraphaeosphaeria sporulosa, 2067 nucleotides. RefSeq lists its product as uncharacterized. The record is from RefSeq and is a predicted model, not a curated record. The coding region runs from base 1 to 2067 and encodes 688 amino acids. The transcript has 3 exons. Lineage: Eukaryota; Fungi; Ascomycota; Dothideomycetes; Pleosporales; Didymosphaeriaceae.
AUGCACGUGCACCGCCAUACGAAGAGGGAGGGAGGCAUCGACAUUGCACAGCUGGCCCAGAGGACCACGGAAACGAUUCAAGAAGCCACGCGCGCCAGGCUGGUGCCGCGUGCUUCGUGCACCAACGAUACCGACGAAGGCUGCGUCAAGCCCACCCAGACUCCGACCUUGUUCAUCGUACUAGCCGUGACUCUGCCCAUUGUGAUUGCUACAGUCGUGCUCGUCUUUCUCCACCGAAGAAAUGUCAAGAAGUUGGCGGCCGAAGACAAGGACGACAAGUACAAGUCAUUGGACUUCGGCGUGCCUACUCCCGGCAGGGGAAAGAAGGGACCUGAGAUGAAGCUGAGCGAUGUUGAAAAGUCCCAUGGAAGAGGAUUGUCUCUGGAGCCGGAUCUCUCCAGCCCCUACCUGCUCCCUGCCGGCCUGCAUGGCUCGCGCGAAUCUUUCCACUCACUCUCCCGCUCGACCAAGGACUCGUAUGACCCCUACGGCCCUGUAUCUUUUGGUGGUGAUAAUGCCAGUGUCCGCAGCGGCAGCCGCGCCGGCCGUGACGGCAACGAGUCAGUCUACUCGGCUUCGACCCGCACCAGCGACAAGAUGAAGAACAGCCUGCUCAAGAACGCACAGAGGAUGUCUCAGUCCGUGCCUCUGCGCACCUCGCCAUCGCCUGAACGUGCUACCGAAAAGUCCAUUCCCGAGAUCAGAUACCCUGAGCAAGCUGCCACGCCAUUGAGCCCGUUGAACCCGCGCUUCGCUGACCCACUUCCACCUGCUCCUGCGCCCCCGGUCCAGGCCGAUAAUGUCGUCGAGCAGCCUACCAAUGCCUACGUCGCGUAUGCGCCUCCGUCCGCCGCAAAUCCGCCUCCGCCUCCAGCUCCUCCCGUCCAAGAUAACAAGGCCCGCGCAACCACUACGCCCAGCCCACCUCCACGAGUUCAGUCGCAGAACGCCUUGGUCAUGGAGAGCAACACGAUGAGCAUGUUGAGUGACUCCAGCUACGGUGAAGGCUUCCAGAUUACUCCACCUUCGCCUCGUGAGUCUCAAACUGAGCCGCCCGCUCCAUUGGCCCCGCAGCCGCGUCGUCCCGUGUCGAUCGUGCAAAAUGGUGGAAACAGUGCCCUUGCUGUUGACGAUUUCGGACACAACACUAACCGUCUGUCAAUGAGCCUUCGACCCCUGCCCCCGGCCAACGAUGACCCCAACGAAGACCCUGAGCAACGUGCGAACCGUAUCCGGUCUUUCUACAAGGAGUACUUCGAUGACUCGAAGCCCGAGCCCGCUGGUACCCAGAUCUACAACGACUACUACGAGGACUACACUUCAGAGUAUCUCGACGGCAGUGUCUUUGACCCGCAGACCGGCAACUUCAUCGUCGCCCAGCCCACAGCUCCGUUCGCUCAGCCCGUUACUCGUCGUGCAAUGACCCCCCCUCCGCGAGCACCACCACGGUUCCGUAGCAACACGAACGGCUCUGCUCGCGGCCCUGGACCCCAUAUGUCUCAAGGCUCAAUGGGCUCUGGAUUCCUCCCGCCUCGCAACAUGAGUUCCAUGAGUGGUCGUCUCCCAGCAGCCAGGAAGCCCUUGGCACCACCCACACCCCUUACUUCCCUGCCCACGCCCGGAAAGCUCCAGGAUGACUUCGGUAUCUUCAACGCCGCUGACUUCGCGCCGCCUGUCUCAAUCAGGGAUCUCCAGAAUGGCAGGAGGCCAGACAGCCCUCUUGGAGCCCCCAGGCCGUUCAGCCCUACAGUGAGGCCCCAUACCCCGCUGGCAACCAGUUUCGACGAGCUUGCACCUAUGCCCAGCCCACACAUGCUCCGCAACUCAAGCACGUUCACUGCAUUGGACUUUGCUCCUCCUCCCAAGUUCCACGACCCGUACGGCCCCUCGAACGGGUCUGAUGCUGGUUCGAUCCGUUCGAACCGCUCAGGCAUGUCGAACACGGCGAGGAUGGCGGUGCGUAACGGCGCCUACCGCGUCAGCAGGAUACCCAAGGAAAUGGUUGGCACUCAGGACGACAUGGCCACCACGCUGAGGCCCACUCUGAACAUGGUCCAACGUGCAUAG